Messenger RNA from Caenorhabditis sp. 36 PRJEB53466, 2390 nucleotides. The record is from the annotation of a GenBank genome assembly. NCBI's taxonomy places the organism in Eukaryota, Metazoa, Nematoda, Chromadorea, Rhabditida, Rhabditidae.
AUGGAUUUCAACUUCAAAAAGAUUGCAAGCGAUGCCGGAGGAUUCUUCAGCAGAGCCAAACAGGUGAGAAUCACAGGUUGAACAGUGGCAAACCGUGAAAAGCUGUUACAGCUCACCGAGGAAACGUUUCUGAAGGCGGAGCGUACCGAGCUGGACUCGCACUUCGAAAACCUUCUGCAACGCGCCGACAAGACGGAGGAUCACACCCGCCGGCUCCUUUCCGCCAUUGAAGGUUAUUUGCAGCCAAACCCAAGUGAGUAGUAUUUCGAAAUGAAGUGCCCUCGAGCAAAGCGCAAACCAAACGGAAAAACGCCAUCAAUCAUGUAGCGGCUCCCACUCCGUAACGUAUUCAUUGCAGCCGUUCGUAUGGAAGAAGUCUUCUACGAAAAAUUGGAAUUGAAAAAGGAUGGAGUCGUCCGGCAGAACAACCUUGAACAAUUGGCCACCGCGAUGAGUGAGGCGGGCGAGCAAUUUGGAGAGACGACGCCAUACGGUUUGAACGACAAAUGAGAGUCACGUUAAUGUAAUAUUCCUUUAGGCACUGCUCUGAUGAAAGUGGCUCAGACGGAAAGCCGUUUGGGACAGGCGGAAAGAGAGCUCUGCGGACAUGCCGCUACCAACACUUUGCUGCCGAUUCGUCGCUUCCUGGAGGGUGAUAUGAAGACGAUCCAAAAGGAGAGAAAGGUGCUGAACAGCAAGCGUUUGGAUCUGGACGCCUGCAAGAGCCGUCUCAAGAAAGCCAAGACGGUGGACAGCCAAUCAGUGGUGAGUAUGACACACAAACUUCCCUGGUCCUGCAGAAAAACAUUGAGACAUCCUUUCCAGACAAAUAGUAAAACUUCUGGAGGGUUCACUGUUGAGCAGGUUUGUUGAAAGAUGUUGUAAUCAGUUUUAUUGUGACAGUGUAACCAUCCCCCUCGGGCUUGUGUUGAAAUUAACCACAAAAUUAUGCGUUCCGUAACAUGAUUAUGUUCAGGCCGAAGCGGACGUGCGUGUCGCCCAAGCGGAGUUUGAUAAGCAAUCGGAGAUCACGAAGCUGCUUUUGGAAGGCAUUCAAACGGCGCACGUAAGUGUUUCUCCGCAGUCUUCUUUCAAUAAUUCAUGAGUUUGCAGAACAAUCAGCUGAAAUGCCUUCGCGAUUUUGUCGAGGCGCAAAUGUCGUUCUAUGCUCAGGCUCAUCAGCUCAUGGCUGACCUGCAGCGCGAGUUGAGCGGGUAAGAGAGAGAAAGAAUCCAAAUUAGUCUUAUUAGUUUCUAUGUCGCAUGCAGUUUGAACAAGCGGUCCUCAUUUUCUCUGUUGCUGUAGCGGUCCGUGUGAUGUCAUUGUUACAGUUCUCUCACCGAUUCGUCCCUGUACUACGGGAACGCGAGCCGCCACGAGGAAUGAUUCUCCCCGUCCCGCGGAUGCAAUUUUGUAUUAGAAACAGUGAUUGUGAUGCAACAAGCAUAAUAUAUUUUACCUUUCAUAAUUAUUUCGCAACAAUUUCAUAAUUAUUUCGCAACAACUUUUUGUGUCAUCCAUCCCUUCCAUUCGGUAAUUUAACUUUGUAAGAACAACCACAAUGAGAUUAGAUGCAUCAUUAUAUUCAUUUGUCAAGCCAAGUAAACCAAGUAAUUGUAUUCAAAUCUAUCCCCCCGGUCAGCAAUGUCUCGAAUAGUCAUUCAUAUUCUAUGUGCGUAAUUUAUCUUUUGAAUUUAAAAAUUUCCCCCCGCCAGCCGUUGAUCGGCAUUUCAGAUUGUUCUCCGACUAGUCGUCCUUGCUGUGUGUGUUAGUUUGUGUGUAUCGAAUAAACGUUUGUCCGAAUAUUGACUUUGAACCAAGAAAUGACCUUUCAGGACCAUGUCAUUCCGUGGAAGCUCGGCAAUUCUGGUGAACAAUAGCAUGGACCCUCCGAACGGAAGAACAAUGGCGGCUGCUAUUGCGGCGGCAAAGGUUAGCCCAUUGGGGAGCGUAUUUUGCACAUAUGGACGGAAGGCUCUUUCCUCUCUUGGGGCUUUUCAUCCGUUUUCCGUUCGGAUGCUCUUUGAUUGUCUGUUCCUCAUGAGAAUCACUUCCGCGCCUUCAAAAUGAGAUUUUUAUUAUUGCAGCCUAGCCUGCUCCCGGACGACUUGGGAACAAAACAAGCGAAAGUGAUUAUGGACUACGAAGCGGUGCUGCCGCAGGAGAUCAGCGUCAACCAGAAUGAUGUGAGUUUUUCUCUCUUCAAAACGUUUCGAUUUCCGUUUUGGAAACUGAAUACGGCGUGAAAAGUGCUCCCGUGCUGCGUCAUCGGACCAAUAUUUCAGAUUCUCAUCAUCUAUCGCCUUCCCGGAAUGGAUGCUGAGUACGUGAUGGCUGAGAAGGGCGGAAAGCGUGGAAAACUUCCUGUCAGCUACAUUGAACUGCUCUAA